This is a messenger RNA of Exaiptasia diaphana, 5873 nucleotides long. RefSeq names its product serine/threonine-protein kinase MRCK alpha. The transcript is spliced from 57 exons. Gene Ontology annotation, molecular function: protein serine/threonine kinase activity; ATP binding. Lineage: Eukaryota; Metazoa; Cnidaria; Anthozoa; Actiniaria; Aiptasiidae. Gene Ontology annotation, biological process: peptidyl-threonine phosphorylation; actomyosin structure organization. The coding region runs from base 303 to 5858 and encodes 1851 amino acids. The record is from RefSeq and is a predicted model, not a curated record. Gene Ontology annotation, cellular component: cytoskeleton; cytoplasm.
UCUUCCUGUGACUUGGACCAGCGACACUCAUUGUUGUURUAAAGGAAUAUUAUAUAAAGAUUGGCUCAAACUUGGUGCUUGUCAAACUGCAGUAAACUUUGAAKGUCUUUGCCUUCACGUGAGGGAAUCAAUCAGAGGAAAUUACUUAAAGGUCGCGGCACCCUYGGAAUUUUGGAUGAGUGUUUAAGUUGUGAUGUGUGGACCAGGAGUAGGAAGAAAACCCAUAUAGAGAAUGUGUAUGGUGAAUCUGGUAGUCCGCCCAGCUCUACCACUUUCUAAUUAUUGCGUAGACAAAAGAAGACAUGGCUUCUGACCCUGUUAAAGAACGAUUGAAGCAGCUUGAACAGCUUUUUAGCUUUGGAAGCAAGGAAAAUGGCUCAUACAGUGUGGAAACAUUGCUUGAUGUGUUGCUUCUAUUAUACGACGAGUGUUGCAACUCGACUCUCCGUCGGGAUAAGAACAUUUCUGAGUUUAUUGAAUAUGUGAAACCCGUUGCUACUAAGACCAAGCAACUACGACUGCACAGGGAAGAUUUUGAGCCCCURAGUUUGAUAGGAAAAGGAGCAUUUGGCGAGGUAACUGUGGUUCGACUCAAAUCAACUGAUCGAAUUUUUGCAAUGAAAACCUUGAACAAGUGGGAGAUGCUCAAAAGAGCCGAAACUGCUUGCUUCAAAGAAGAAAGAGAUGUACUGGUGUAUGGAGACAGACGGUGGAUAACUACUUUACACUUUGCAUUUCAAGAUGAUUGUUAUCUUUAUUUUGUUAUGGAUUACUAUAGUGGAGGUGACUUGCUGACUCUGCUCAGUAARUAUGAAGACCAUCUCCCUGAAGAACUGGCCAAGUUUUAUGUAGCAGAAGUAGUCCUUGCUGUAUCUGCUAUCCAUAAAAUGGAAUAUGUACACAGAGAUGUGAAACCUGAUAAUGUGUUACUUGAUAUCAGUGGGCAUAUACGACUUGCAGACUUUGGAUCAUGUCAAAAAUUAGCCAAGGAUGGCACGGUUCGUUCAUCAGUAGCAGUUGGAACACCAGACUAUAUUUCUCCAGAAAUCYUGCAGGCUAUGGAGGAUGGCAAGGGGAAGUAUGGUGUUGAAUGUGACUGGUGGUCACUGGGUGUCUGUAUGUAUGAAAUGCUGUUUGGUGAGACACCAUUUUAUGCCGAAUCCUUGCUGGAAACCUAUAGCAAAAUCAUGGCACAUACGGGAAAAUUCAAUUAUCCAUCYGAUGUUGAAGUAUCUAACAACGGAAAAGAUUUAAUGCAAAGACUAUGUUGUAAAGCAUCUCAAAGACUUGGACAAAAUGGUUUGGAUGAUUUCAAGAACCAUUCAUUUUUUGAAGGCAUUGAUUGGGAGAAUAUUCAUUACAUGACUCCRCCGUAUAUCCCAGAAGUCAGUAGUCCAACAGACACAUCCAACUUUGAUGUUGACAUUGAGGAAUCAAAAGCAAAUGAAGCCAAUCGGCCGUCRUCUGUAUCUCCWUUUACUGGUCACCAUUUGCCAUUUAUUGGAUUUACGUAUACAGAGGGAAGUAUUUUAUCAGAUCGACCCAAUAACACUGAUGGCAAGAAUAAUGCUGAGAAUAAUGGCGUUAUCCUGAAACCUGUGCAAAAUAAUGUUCCCAGCUCCCUGUCUGUUGAAGCAUACGAAAGAAGGAUUGAAAGAAUGGAACGAGAAAAAAGAGACUUAGCCCGUAAACUCUCAGAGUCAACCAAAGUUGUCCGUGAACAGUCUGCUGUUCUCAGCAAGGAAACAAGUAAAGAACAAGUUGAUGCUUUAGAAGUYAGGAGAUUAAAAGAUGAAGUUUCUUCCUUAAAAAAGAAGCUAAUGGAAUAUGAAGCUCAGUCAAUGGAUUUUGACAAGGAAUUAAAUGAGGCUUUAUCAGCCAGGAAAGACUUAGAAACCAAUAAUGAAGAUAUGAUAUCCAAGAUUAGGACAAUGGAAAGAGAAAAUAGGUCAUACAAGAUGGAAAAGGAUGACCUUGAAAGGGUGUUUAAAGAAGCCAAUGAGAAAAUAGCAGCACAACAGAAAGAACUCAAAGAAGCUCAGAAUCAAAGAAAACUUGCCAUGGCUGAAUUCAGUGAGCUAAAUGACAAGUUAGCAGACAUGCGCUCACAAAAGACUAAACUUUCAAGAACUGUGCGGGAAAAGGAGGAAGAAUUAGAGAGUGCACUUCAAAAGCUUGACAGCUUGCGACUGGAAGCCCGAAAUGCUGACAGAAGAAAGAGAGAGGUGAAACAAUACAACAUUAAUAUUGAAACAUUUUGUCGAUGUAAAACGAUUAAUAAUAAUAUCAUAAGUAGUUNUUGUCAAAAGCUAAUAUAUAUGAUAUUAUUUUUAGAUAUGAUAUCCAAGAUUAGGACAAUGGAAAGAGAAAAUAGGUCAUACAAGAUGGAAAAGGAUGACCUUGAAAGGGUGUUUAAAGAAGCCAAUGAGAAAAUAGCAGCGCAACAGAAAGAACUCAAAGAAGCUCAGAAUCAAAGAAAACUUGCCAUGGCUGAAUUCAGUGAGCUAAAUGAUAAGUUGGCAGACAUGCGCUCACAAAAGACUAAACUUUCAAGAACUGUGCGGGAAAAGGAGGAAGAAUUAGAGAGUGCACUUCAAAAGCUUGACAGCUUGCGACUGGAAGCCCGAAAUGCUGACAGAAGAAAGAGAGAGCUUAAUUCCCAGGUUGAAGAACUCACUGCCGAUGCAAACAGGGAGAAGAAACUCAGGCUCAGAAGUGACCAGUAUAACAAACAGUUGGAAGAAGAAAUUGAAUAUCUUAAAGCUAAGCAGAGAAGCUUAGGAAGACCAUUCCCAUCUGACACAACAUCUGAUGAACAACAGCAAGAAAUCUCUAAACUCAAAGCAGACAUUGACAGACUAAAGUUAGAGAAUGAAGAAGCUGCACAGCAAACUAAUUUCAAACAUACAAACGAAGUCAAGGAACUGAAAGAAAAAAUAAGUGACUUAGAGACAAAUAGGCAGACAUUGCAAAACGAGGUCACUUCACUAAGUGCCAAGAUUAAUGAAGCUAGACUGGAUAAUCAACGAGAACAACAUGAAAUGACWUUAGAAAUGAACAGAAAGAACGAAAGAGAAAGAAAACUACUGAAAGAAGAAAACAAAAAACUACAGGCCGAAGUUGACAAGCUUUCAGAGGCCUUAGAGAAGGGUUCUGCUUCUCAGCGUCGACUGGAGGAAGAACUACGAGAGAGCAGUGAAAAGAAAGAUGCUGUWGCCCAUUGGGAGGCACAGAUUGCUGAGAUCAUUCAAUGGGUGAGCGAUGAAAAGGAAGCCAGGGGAUACCUACAAGCACUGGCUAGUAAGAUGACUGAAGAACUAGAAGGCCUUAAAGCAUCAGGGUAUUCCAGCUUACCAAGGGGCGAGAAGAAUCAGUGGCAAGUAAGAAGAUCCCAAAAGGUUGACAAGCAAGAAAUCUUGACUUUACAGUCUAAUCUUCAAGCUGAAAUCCAGGCUAAACAGCAGCUUUCAGAGGAAUUGAAUAAAAGUAAAGCUGUGCUUAUUACCACUGAAAAGAAACUAGCUGAGUCUGAAGCGCAGUCAAAGAAUCUCAAAGAGGAGGUUGAAAUGCUGAAAAAAGAGAUGGAACAAUUAAAACAAAGUGGGGCUCAAAGAGGAGAUCUUCCUUUCUUAUCCUACCUCAAAGAAGAGACCACAAGCAGACAUGACGAGGAGGGUGAUAUUGACACAUUCAGCGCCCAUCAAAGAACCAAUUCUCAAAGAUCAGUUUCUAGUUAUUCAGAUACAUUUUCAACAAGAACAACAUCAGUAUCCUCAAUGGCGUCCUCCUUUGCACCUCGUAAUCAUAAGUUUUCUGUGCGCACGUUUACAACACCAACUAAGUGCAACCAGUGUACAUCGUUAAUGAUAGGUUUGGUGAGACAAGGCUCAAUAUGUGAAGUCUGUGGGUUUUCGUGUCAUUUGAUGUGUACAGAACAAGCACCAGCUGUAUGUCCCAUUCCGCAGAGCCAAGCCAAUCGAAGACCACUUGGCAUUGACCCUGAGAAAGGCGUUGGUACAGCUUAUGAGGGAUUUGUACGGAUCCCUAAGCCUGGUGGCAUUAAGAAAGGCUGGAUGCGUCAGUGGGCAGUCGUGUGCGAUUUCAAGGUGUUUUUAUUUGACGUAACGGGAGAUAAACCACCCCAAGUUUCCCAGUCUGCCACACAGGUCAUUGACAUGAGAGACGACGAGUUCUCCGUGAGUGGUGUCUUGGCAUCUGAUGUCAUCCAUGCCAGCAAAAGAGAGAUACCCUGUAUAUUUAGGCUAACUGCAUCUCAGAUGACGCCUCCUGGGGAACCAUUGACACAGCUUUUCCUUACUGAAAAGGAAAGAGAUCGUGUUAACUGGGUGUCGGCUCUUCAAGAACUGCAUAAAAUCUUAAAAAAGAACUUCCUAUCGUCAGAAAUGAUCCCUAAGCCUGGUGGCAUUAAGAAAGGCUGGAUGCGUCAGUGGGCAGUCGUGUGCGAUUUCAAGGUGUUUUUAUUUGACGUAACGGGAGAUAAACCACCCCAAGUUUCCCAGUCUGCCACACAGGUCAUUGACAUGAGAGACGAAGAGUUCUCCGUGAGUGGUGUCUUGGCAUCUGAUGUCAUCCAUGCCAGCAAAAGAGAGAUACCCUGUAUAUUUAGGCUAACUGCAUCUCAGAUGACGCCUCCCGGGGAACCAUUGACACAGCUUUUCCUUACUGAAAAGGAAAGAGAUCGUGUUAACUGGGUGUCGGCUCUCCAAGAACUGCAUAAAAUAUUAAAAAAGAACUUCCUAUCGUCAGAAAUGNGUGUUUGUAUUGGCACAGAAGAUGGAUUGUUUUGUAUUGAACUUAUGAAAGAAAGUAUUUCUCGUAUUGGUGACAACAAGAAAGCAUAUCAAGUCGAGAUGCUGCCUGAUGAACAACUGCUUGUGCUGAUAUCAGGGAAAAAUCGUCAUAUAAGACUAUACCCKCUUACUGCACUUGAUGGACACGACACUGAACCCGUGAAAAUUGCCGAGUCAAAAGGUUGUUCAAUGUUUGCUACUGGUGGAAUCCAUUCUAAUUCAUCAAGUUGCCUGUGUGUGGCAAUUAAAAGACACAUAGUUGUUUAUGAAUUAAACCGAACAAAGUUUAGACAUCUUAAGAUUAAGGAUAUUAAUCUUAACUUCAACCUCCAUUGGAUGGGUGUUUCAUUUGGUAAACUUAUCGUUGGAUAUGUGUCUGGCUUCACGAUAUACCAAUUGGAAGGCGAUGGCCUACCACAAAAACUUGUAAAUGCAGAUGAYCCUACCCUGAAUUUUAUCACCAAUAACCCGGUGGAUGCACUAUUAGCUGUAGAGAUUGAACCCUCCAAAGAACAUCUUCUUUGUUUUAACUUACUUGGUGUCUUUGUUGAUUCUAAUGGUUACCGAUCAAGACGGUACGAGUUGAUGUGGCCAUCACCGCCUACAUCAGUUGCGUACUCGUGCCCUCACGUGAUUUCGUUUAGUGAAAGAGCCAUCGAUAUUUUCGAUUCUAAUACAGCUGAAUGGCUACAGACAAUUCCACUUCGAAAGUGUCAUUCGUUAAUAAGCGAGGGUUCCCUGUGCUUGUGUAUGGCAUCAGAGCAACCUAACCUUGUUUACCUGAAGAACAAAUCAUUUGAAGAAGAGGAAUUAAUUAUUCCUGAUCCCAACAAGGGCAAGAAAGCUAUAGCAGCCAUGUUAAGAUUGAAACAGAAACCACGCACAUCUAUGAGAUUCUCAUGGAAGACCAAAGAAGCAGGACUUCAAGACUUGGAUUCCGACACACGUUCUAAGCUUAUUUCAGGACCWACYAACUUUAACCAUAUAUCACACAUGGGACCAGGAGACGGUCUACAAAUUCUGAGAGAUCUACCAAUCGUAAGUUAAUGUUACUCUAUUGUU